UAAACAUACGUGAAAUCAAAUGUUAUGAUAUAGUUUGUGAAGAGUCAGCCUUUGAUUUUUCAUUCAUUUAGUUUAAAAAAAAAUAAAGGUCACCGUCCCUGAGUCAAAAUUUGUUUCAAAAUUUCAACGCCACCGCAACUAGUGAAGAUUACGUUGAAUUUUACGGUUCAGCCGAGAGUGCAGUGCAGAUCCUUGUAAGAUCUGAUAAUAAUUCUGCAUCCGUAUCCGCAUCCGCAUCCAUAUCCGCAAGCGUGUCCAAUUUUAUGAGCCUAAAACCACAACAAGGAUUUCAGAUUGCAAGUAGACAGACAUAUGCCCCCCAAAAGAGUGAAAGGGAGGGAUAUAAAGGGAACGAGACCAAGAUAAGUAGGUCAAGAAUGCAAGAAUCGAAAGAUUAAUGUUCCACAUAAAAAGUAAAUGUAAAGAGUAAGUCAUCAAAAGCUAAGACCAUCUCAUAGCUGAUUAAUCUAUUACGCGCACAUUGAAUUACGCUAGUAACUUAAAUUUUAAAUUAAAUGUUUUCGUUUGCAUCAAAGUAGAGAGUUGACAAGAUCAAGUAGUUAUCUGUCAAGAGUUUUAAAGACCCACAAAAUCGAAACAAGAAACUAAUAAACAAGAAAACAUUUUUACAUCAAGAAUUUGCAAUAAUAAGAAGUCCCAAAAAGAGAGGAGUUGCGAAGCGAGUUAGGACUGCGAAAACAAAUAAAAAAUAAACCGAUACAAUCAUACAUAUAGGAAAAGUUAGCGAGUUAAUCGAAGAACAGAAGAGGAGGAGCAACUGAAGCGGCUGGAGUGUGCUGGAGCGGGAUCAAGCCGGAAUACAUCGGUUUUCAGAAGCAGGGGGAAUCUCCGAGGAAUCAGCACCAACGGCUUCCCAGGCUGCCAAUCGAUCCAAACCGGAUCACGAUCACAUCGCUGCGGAUCGCAAGACCGAGGUCGCCAUGGCGGACGUGCUCAACCUGGACAGCAUCAUAUCCCGGCUGCUGGAGGUGCGCGGUGCCCGGCCGGGCAAGAAUGUCCAGAUAACCGAGGGUGAGAUCCGCGGCCUGUGCCUCAAGUCCCGCGAGAUCCUGCUGGCCCAGCCCAUACUCCUCGAGCUGGAGGCGCCGCUCAAGAUCUGUGGCGACAUCCACGGCCAAUACUACGACUUGUUGCGCUUGUUCGAGUACGGUGGCUAUCCGCCGGAGGCCAACUACCUCUUCCUGGGCGACUAUGUGGACAGGGGCAAGCAGUCGCUGGAGACCAUCUGUCUGCUGCUGGCCUACAAGAUCAAGUAUCCGGAGAACUUCUUUCUGCUGCGCGGCAACCACGAGUGCGCCAGCAUCAAUCGGAUCUAUGGGUUCUACGACGAGUGCAAGCGCCGCUACACCAUCAAAUUGUGGAAGACCUUCACGGACUGCUUCAACUGUUUGCCCGUGGUGGCCAUUGUGGACGAGAAGAUCUUCUGCUGCCACGGCGGACUGAGCCCGGAUCUCACCUCCAUGGAGCAGAUACGCCGCAUAAUGCGGCCCACGGAUGUGCCCGAUCAGGGGUUGCUCUGCGAUCUGCUGUGGUCCGAUCCCGAUAAGGACACCAUUGGGUGGGGCGAGAACGACCGCGGGGUGAGCUUCACCUUCGGCGCCGAGGUGGUGGGCAAGUUCCUGCAGAAGCACGACCUGGAUCUCAUCUGCCGCGCCCAUCAGGUGGUCGAGGAUGGGUACGAGUUCUUCGCCAAGCGGCAGCUAGUCACCCUCUUCUCGGCCCCAAACUACUGCGGUGAAUUCGACAAUGCCGGUGCCAUGAUGUCCGUGGACGAUACCCUUAUGUGUUCUUUCCAAAUCCUCAAGCCCGUCGAGAAGCGCAAGAAGUAGAUCUCCGGAACUAUAGCUCCACCGAAACACUUUAACACACCAAACACAACACCACUCCCAAUCUCAUUCACAUACUCGAUAUAACGACAGAAUCGACAUAAUCGACACAUCGACACAUCGACACAUCGACAUCGACAUCGACAUCGAAUCGAAUCCAAAUCAUAACUUUGCUGUCGUCUACUGGUUUCAAGUGGGAUUCGAUUAACUGAUGGUCUUAAUCCGCACUUUGCUUGUAAAUAAAGACUUCUAUUGAGUUCAA
Messenger RNA from Drosophila gunungcola (fruit fly), 2109 nucleotides. RefSeq names its product serine/threonine-protein phosphatase alpha-3 isoform (gene Pp1-13C). The coding region runs from base 942 to 1850 and encodes 302 amino acids. The transcript has 2 exons. Gene Ontology annotation, molecular function: protein serine/threonine phosphatase activity. Gene Ontology annotation, cellular component: nucleus; cytoplasm. Lineage: Eukaryota; Metazoa; Arthropoda; Insecta; Diptera; Drosophilidae. The record is from RefSeq and is a predicted model, not a curated record.